CCUUCAAGCUGGGCCACAAUGUACAGGAAAAUGGAAGUCUCUCCAGCUAUGACUGUUGAAGAAUAUGAGUGCAAGAUACAGCUGGCCAUAGCGGAAGUCAACACACAGAAUGAUAAAACUGUGAAAAGUCUUUAUGAUCUGGCUGAUGAACUGGACAAAGCACAGCGGAAAAUGAACAUAGCUAAAACCAGUUUUGCAUCUGGCGGCAUUGUUGCAGCAGCACUUACUAUAGCAGGGAUUGCUUGUGCCCCAGCUACCUUUGGUGCUUCUCUGGGGUUGACCAUUGCAGGACUGACUCUUGGAGUAACCAGCGGGGUCGGCGGCGUGAGCACUGAAUUGGCAAAUAAAAUUAUCAAUGACAAAGUUUUGGGCAAAGCUCAGCAGGAAGCUAACAUUUAUCACGAAAAGGGUCAGUCUUUGCUUCUAUUAAUGGACAAUAUGAGAAAACAGUACGGAAGUAAGUUUAAAACGUUUUUAAUGGAUAAAGUGAAAGGAAAGCUGAAACCCAAACAUUUUGAAACGAUAUCGAGUCAUGGAACAACGGCUGUCAAAAUCAUUGAAAAAAUCAGCAAAACUGGUACAAAAGGACUUAAAGGCGGUGGCAUUGCGCCAUGCGCUCUGACUAUCCCUCUAAAUGUAUAUGCCAUAGUUGCAAACAGCAUCAAAAUUCAUAAGAACACACCAUCUGACACUGCAGAAGAAAUUCGGAGAAUCGCAGAGGAAUUAAAGGACAGAGAAGCUGCGUCUGUUGAAGUUCAAAAACUGAGGAGAAGAGUUGAAGAGAUGGAGAGGAGCCAGGAGAAAAACUGUCAGGCUUGGGAUGAGGCAAAGAAGAAGAUUGAAGAAGACAUCACUGAGGAAAUGGAAUCUAUUGCCAUAGAAUAUGAAUACGUGAGAAGAGUGUUCCUAAGAUCAAAUCGGUUCGCUCUUAUUGUUGAAGCCAUUUUAACCGCAGUUAUAUCAGUUUUCACUGCGUUCAGCUCUGGAGAUGAAGGAUGGCUGCCUUAUUUUGGAAAGUAUGCCUUAGUCAUGUACGACGUGUUUCUGUUAAGUUUCGAACUUUUCCCGCUACUUUAUGGAUACAACUGCUUGUUCCGCGCAAAAGCGACAUGGAAACAACAGACGUAUGGUAUUGAGAUUGUGAUAGCCCUACACCCAGGAACACCCUCGCGUGGAAACCAGCCAGGGACAACGUGGACAGCCCUCCCCAAUUAUGCCAGACGAUAUAAACAGGAAUAG
This is a messenger RNA of Haliotis rubra (blacklip abalone), 1239 nucleotides long. RefSeq names its product apolipoprotein L1-like. The transcript is spliced from 4 exons. The record is from RefSeq and is a predicted model, not a curated record. NCBI's taxonomy places the organism in Eukaryota, Metazoa, Mollusca, Gastropoda, Lepetellida, Haliotidae. Bases 19 to 1239 code for a protein of 406 amino acids. Gene Ontology annotation, molecular function: lipid binding. Gene Ontology annotation, biological process: lipoprotein metabolic process; lipid transport. Gene Ontology annotation, cellular component: extracellular region; membrane.